Messenger RNA from Clunio marinus, 240 nucleotides. The record is from the annotation of a GenBank genome assembly. NCBI's taxonomy places the organism in Eukaryota, Metazoa, Arthropoda, Insecta, Diptera, Chironomidae.
AUGAGACGAGAUAGAAGAAAAGUUGUUUCAACGCACCAAAUAAAAAAGAAACGAGACGCUUUAAGAAUUGAUGAACGAAUUCAAUCUGUAAAACCUAAACCGUUUAUCAAAGAAAAAAUAAGAAAAAGAUUCCGAGACAAUCCAUUGAAACUUAGAAUAACAAAAAAAAGAAAACACGCUACGGAAACAGAGAAACAAGGAUUUAAUCAUGCAAAACUCUUAGAAAUCAAAACCUUAUAA